AUGCGGUGCGUCAGGGUUCCCUGGUUGCGUCUGCGGUCCGCGCUGCCACUCCGGCAGCUGCGGGCGGCCGCAGCCAAGGCUCCAGGAGCGCAACCGCUGCUUGUGAGCCCCACGGGCGCGCCGCUGAGCGCGGGCGCGGCGGGCACGGCGGGCGCCGGCUCGGGCGGGGAAUUGGCGGUGACGCCGGAGAACGCGGCGCAGGUGCUGCAGAGCCCCAGCCCCUUCCUGCUGGUCGUGGGGGAGCUUGAUGCCCCAGUGGCCAAGAAGCUUGAUGGCCUCAGAAAGGCCGCACAGGGCCGGCUGCCGCUAAUACGCCUAGAUUGCAAGGUCUUGCCUCAGGUCUGCCAAGCGCUUCAGAUCACUUCAUCGCCCACCGUGCUGCUUAUGGCCAAAGGGCAGGUAGUGGCUGGCUUGGAGAGAGACCUGUCUCCGCCUACGGCAACGGCCUUCGUGGAGAACGUGGCGCAGAUGCUUGGGCUCAAGGUGGACCUGGCAGAGGCGGCCACAGAGCAACUCAACGACGCUGAAGAGCUGGAGUGGACAGACGCGGCUGCGGCGGAACAGACCUUCAGCCAGGUGUUGAGCCGCAGCGACCUGCCAAAUGACGCCAGAAUACGAGCUCUGGCGGGAAGAGCAAGAUGCCUCCUGAGGCAGCGCAGUGGCCAGGAGCCAGAGGCGAAGGCGCUGCUGGAGCAGCUGCAGAGCGCUGGCCAGGGCGGUCUGCCCGAGGUCAAGCAGGCAGUUGCCAUGCUUUGGAUCGACCAGAAGCAGCGAGAGCUAGGUGAGACGAACCUACAGACACUCAAGGCUGCGUGGGAGGCGGCUCCCACAGACUUGGAAGUCGUACAGGCCUAUGCGGUGUCCGUGUUUUGGGCCCACGGUGAAGCCGACGCCUUUGAGGCAGGGCUCUCGUUGCUGCGGAAGAAGCGCUCAGAUGAGGCAGGGCGGCAGGGCCAUCUGGCUCCCAUCAGAUCUUAA
Messenger RNA from Effrenium voratum, 978 nucleotides. The record is from the annotation of a GenBank genome assembly. NCBI's taxonomy places the organism in Eukaryota, Dinophyceae, Suessiales, Symbiodiniaceae.